AUGAGGACGCUGCAGCCGCUUGCGCCGGCUCAGGCCGCCGGCCCCCCGAAAGGCGUCCCCUGCCUGUCGUCCGCGGAGUUGGCGAUCCUCUCGUCUCUCCUCGUCGGUGUGGCGCCGCCUCACACGCCCGAUGCGCAGCGGUGUUUCGAGGACGACGAGAAGGUUCCGCUGAAGCCCGCGGCCCAACACCGGAAGAGCUCGCCAGACACUCUGCGCCCGGAGAGCGGCCUCAAACUGGAGGUCGCAAGUCUCCCCCUUCAGGGGACGCAGAAGGAGGCGGGGGAGGCCGCGAGACCGAAGACCCCCGAGCUGAGAAACACUCUGGCUGGCGACGGGUGCUCCACGACCAGCUCUUGUGUGGGGCUGAGAAGGGACUCCGACGUGAAGAGUGCUGCGCGAGGGACGGAGGUCUCAGGCACGGACACUGCAAAGAAGCGAGAGAAAAAGAGCGUGCCCGACCUCCAGGAUUUCGAAGAACGCGCAGAUGGGACGCUCCUGGAUUCGCACCUCCAACGCAGAAGUCCGGACGAGAAGACCCGAGGCCAGCCGCGGGACUUGGAGGGCCUCGAUUCGUCUCUCACCGCGGCCGCAGAGACGACUCUCAUGAGGAUAGAGACUGCAGCUGCGGCUCCAUACGGCCGCAAAGCGGGGGGCACCGACUCUGCCUCCAUUGCGGAGAACCUGGAGGCCAGCAGCGCCGUGGCCUCUGAAAGGAGCGCGCCCUGCAAGUCUGGGGAGCAGCAGGCACUCGUGGAUUUGCUGAUGCAAUUCGUGAAGCAGCACCAAGCGGAGACCCCAGGUACAGAUGGACGGCAAGAGACAGCAGAGCGACGCGGGGGUGGUGCCGCCUCCCCGGAGACUGCCGCCGCAAACAGGUCGCUCUCCGCCCUGCAGGCUGCGACCGGCGCAGCUGCGGUGGACAGAAAUAAAGGGGCUGCAGACAUCUUCAGUCUUCUGGCCGCUGCUGCGGAAAACGCGGGGGGGCAGGUGCCAGGCCACCUGAACCUCUUUGGCGCGUUUGGCGGCCCUGACCGCAGAGGAGCGGAGGUCACUGUGUCGCGGGGACUCGGGCGCCUCGAUGAGGGCUUGUUUGACAGCGACGUUGACUCGUGGAAGUCGUCCGCAGGACGAAGCGCACGCGAGUCCAUUGCCGGCGCUCUGGGGUUAGCGCGCAGCAGACGCCUCAGCGGCUCUGAGACAGACAGCGUCCACAGAGAGCGGGAAGGGGCUUACGACUCCAGUCCGCAUGCGCAGAGGCCCGUGCGUAGAGAGGCGGGCGCCGCGCCCGCAGAAAACGCCACAGACACGGCGGCGAGAGGGUUGGAACGAGAUCUCCUCGAUGCGAGUCGGCUUACGGCUGAGGCCGUCGGGUUGGACUUCCACGCGCUGAACGAGCUGCUUUUCAGUUCCGGUGCGCUGGAGGAGCUCGAGCGCAGCGGCGGCUCUCUGGAAGCGCUCUUCAAGGACUUGCCCCCGCAGGGCCCAGCCCUGGGCCUGGGGCCUGGCGCACGGACUGCUGUGGCGGCGGCCUCGUCGGACCGGCUCUCUGGCUGGCAGCACGUUCUUAGCAAAGAGGAGGCCGGGGAAGGAGAGGCCGAGGGCGUUCGACCUCCCCGUACAAGUUACGGACAGCAGCACAUGCAGCCCAGCUCCCAGAUGUACGAGGAGUACCUGGUUCAAAAUGCCAACCUGAGAAGAGCUCGAGGACAUGAAGCGGAAGGCCCUUCCCGUCUAAGCGAGGCCGCCCAGGAAGGGCCCCCGGCGCGGAGCUGGGAUGACGCGUUGUUCGGCGACGCCGAACGGAGCGCUGGCGCCGAUGGGCAGGAGGUAGUCCAGCGAGAGCCCGGGCCCUUCGAGGGGAGAGGGACCGCGAGCUCCCCCGCGUUGGCCAAGGGCGAAGAGGAAGAGCUUCUCAAGCGAAUGUGCAAUCUCGGGCGAGCCAGGACGCAGUCCGGCGCACCCGCGCUGGAGCAGGGGGAGGCCUGGUCUACGUGCGGCAGUGACGCGGCCCAGCUGCAAGAGACCGGCGGGGUGCAAGCAUUCGCCUUGGGAGCGGCCGGCGAAGAGACUUCCAGGGCGGCGAGACACAGAGGGAGAAGUCGGGCUGCAGCGGGCGCGGCGCCGAGUCGCGGCCCCGGCGGCACAGGAUUUCAGGCUCACACCGGAGACGAGACUGGAUCGUGGCGGGCGGACGACGCAGACGACGACGGCUCCCUCGGAGGCUUGGCUUCCUCGAGGCAUGAGAGUGGGAGGGGCGCCGUGCUCGACACCCACUUUCAGGAUUCCUCUGCGGGGUGGCCCUCGCCGGCUUCGUUCCACGAUCUGGAAGCAGAGCGUGAGCGACAGCGCAGUUCGGCGAGGAACGGCGGCAGCACUCGAGGCGGGGGGGAGUCGGCGACUUCUCGAGGCUCACAGGACCGUCGGGACCUGCCGCCCGUCCCCCCAGCUGGGGUUGAGCCAGACGCGCUGGGCGCGGAGGCUGAGGAAGAGGCUGGAUCCAGCGGAAUGAUUAUGGCGGAAGACGAGCCUCUCACGGACCAGCAGGUCGCUCUGCUGAAUCACAUCUACGAGGUUCUGAGCAAGGCCGAGGAGUAUUUCAGCUUCAAGUCUGCGCUGUACCAGCUGCACAUCAAGCGCCACCUGAAGAGCUGCGUGUGUGCGUCGUCGCGCGGUGGCCAUGCUCAUAACAGCACGAAGGCCAUCCGCCUCUUCCCUUUCAUGCCGACGGUGCCUAUCAACGGCGUCGAGCAGCGAGCCCUCCUCAACGUCCGCAAGCGCCUCCAGGCUGGCAGCAGCUCGGUACUGGUUCCAGGUGGACUUGGCCAGCAUGUGAUAGAAGAGCUCGACGAGCUCCUCACAUCUCUUAUCAAUAAGCUGUUGUUGAUCAUUGUCGUCAAGUACCAGACGUGUUUCAUCCACGCUCCCGCGCGAGCUCAGCUUCGAGAGUUUCUGGUCUCCUUCGUCUUCCCUGGUGACGCCGCCACGCAGCUGCUUUUCCGCGACCACGUUCAGGCAGUCGUCCACGCGCGCAUCCGACACUUUAGAGACUCUGUGGGGCGCACGCUGCGGCAGCACCAGCCGAUGAGCCGCGGGCGCCGGGGCCUCGGCGGCAGUGGCUGGGCGGGCGCGGGUGAGGUAGCUUUGGGCCGCGGCGCGUCGGGCGCCUCUGCAGAAUCAGGGUUCGCGGCAAAGAGGGUCGGCAGCCCGGAGAUGCCGGUUCAUGGCCUUCCAGCUCCGGUCGGCGGACGGGCGGGCGGGCGCGUGCAAAGGGACAGGGGCGAGGAGGAGGCGGAAGAGCGAGGGAAGCGAAGAAAAGCAUUCGGCGCCACGGCGGCGGAGUACCUGCGCGCCGCGGCGACAGCCACCCAGACCAACGCUGCGGCGGGGGUCUGUGCGGGUCGUGGCCGCCUCCCCCAGGGUGAACUGGCCGAGGGCUUCCUCCGCCGAGGCCCGGAAGACGCGAAGCAGGAGCCAAGCGACCUGGGAAGCAUGGCAACGGUGGACGACAGCAGCGGAAUGCUCGCCCGCCUGAGGCUCGAGAGCCACUAUGGUCACGAUAUUUCCGAAGGCGCACCUCUGUGGAAGGCAGGCAGACAGGGGAACCGUCACCCCCCCGCCUUGGAGGAAGGCCGGGUGGGAGGCGCGCUCUUGCCGGAUAAUCCCGCAGGGGGACGCAGAGGCUGCCGAACUGGGGAGGGGGAGGGGGGCAGCCGCGCUCUCGACUGGCACUGCGGGCUUCCAGAUGCGUUGGAGAAAGCCAGCCGCGCGACGGACCGAACGACUUCGACAGGCGCUUCGGUUGGCGACUGGGGGAAAUGGCGAGGUGACGUCUCAGACUUAUGCCCGGGGGACAGGCGCAGCUGA
This is a messenger RNA of Besnoitia besnoiti, 3864 nucleotides long. RefSeq lists its product as uncharacterized. The record is from RefSeq and is a predicted model, not a curated record. Lineage: Eukaryota; Apicomplexa; Conoidasida; Eucoccidiorida; Sarcocystidae. The transcript has 2 exons. The coding region runs from base 1 to 3864 and encodes 1287 amino acids.